UCCUGGGAGGCGGCGACGCGCGCGCGGCCCGUCGCCAUUGGGCUGGCCUUGCGGAGGGGGGGUCGGCUCCGCCCGCACUUCUCGGCCUUUCCUGACUGCGGCAGACGGGAGGGGGCCAGAAGAGCCGGGGAGAGAGUGCGGCUGCGCAGUUCCAGAGGCGGCAGUGGGCGUUGCGGUUGCUGCGGUCUGGGCCCAGGGAAGGAUCGUGUUGGGAGCCGAGUUUUAAUUUUGUCUGCAAGGGACCUGGCCUAGUUAAGAGGCACUCUUGGCAGUCUUGUUUAUAACAUCACCGGGAAGUACUAGCCGGACAUGAGUGGCUGUCGAGUAUUCAUCGGGAGGCUAAAUCCAGCGGCCCGGGAGAAAGACGUGGAAAGAUUCUUCAAGGGGUAUGGACGAAUACGAGAUAUUGAUCUGAAAAGAGGCUUUGGUUUUGUGGAGUUUGAGGAUCCCAGGGAUGCAGAUGAUGCCGUAUAUGAACUUGAUGGAAAAGAACUCUGCAGUGAAAGGGUUACAAUUGAACAUGCUAGGGCUCGAUCUCGAGGCGGAAGAGGUAGAGGACGCUACUCAGACCGUUUUAGUAGUCGCAGACCUCGAAAUGAUAGACGAAAUGCUCCACCUGUAAGAACAGAAAAUCGGCUUAUAGUUGAGAAUUUAUCUUCAAGAGUCAGCUGGCAGGAUCUCAAAGAUUUCAUGAGACAAGCUGGGGAAGUAACCUUUGCGGAUGCACAUCGACCUAAAUUAAAUGAAGGGGUAGUUGAGUUUGCCUCUUAUGGUGACUUAAAGAAUGCUAUUGAAAAACUUUCUGGAAAAGAAAUAAAUGGGAGAAAAAUCAAAUUAAUUGAAGGCAGCAAAAGGCACAGUAGGUCACGAAGCAGGUCUCGUUCCCGGACCAGGAGUUCCUCGAGGUCUCGUAGCCGAUCUCGUUCCCGGAGUCGCAAGUCUUACAGCCGGUCCAGGAGCCGGAGCCGGAGCCGGAGCAAGUCCCGUUCUGUUAGUAGGUCUCCUGUGCCUGAGAAGAGCCAGAAACGUGGUUCUUCAAGUAGAUCUAAGUCUCCAGCAUCUGUGGAUCGCCAGAGGUCCAGGUCCAGGUCCCGGUCCCGGUCAAGGUCCAGAUCAGUUGACAGUGGCAAUUAAACUGUAAAUAACUUGCCCUGGGGGCCUUUUU
Molecule: messenger RNA, 1165 nt
Organism: Physeter macrocephalus (sperm whale)
Lineage: Eukaryota; Metazoa; Chordata; Mammalia; Artiodactyla; Physeteridae
Gene: SRSF5
Product: serine and arginine rich splicing factor 5
Exons: 8
Coding region: 310-1134 (274 amino acids)
Cellular component (GO): nucleus; cytoplasm
Molecular function (GO): mRNA binding
Source: RefSeq, a predicted model, not a curated record